Molecule: messenger RNA, 3481 nt
Organism: Larimichthys crocea (large yellow croaker)
Lineage: Eukaryota; Metazoa; Chordata; Actinopteri; Sciaenidae
Gene: slc25a18
Product: solute carrier family 25 member 18
Exons: 11
Coding region: 630-1607 (325 amino acids)
Biological process (GO): L-glutamate transmembrane transport; aspartate transmembrane transport; malate-aspartate shuttle
Molecular function (GO): L-glutamate transmembrane transporter activity; L-aspartate transmembrane transporter activity
Source: RefSeq, a predicted model, not a curated record
UGUUGUAUGAGUUUAUGUCGAGUUGUGUUAGUGCAGAGCUGGGUUGCUGUGGCUGUGUCACACAGGGAGUCACCACGAGAGGGAGGGACUUAGGCAGCAGGACAAUGCUGGUGUUUGUGCAACGGCCCCUGAGUGGCGGCUGGCUCUCUCAGAGCGCUCUCGCUUGACUACCAUUGCUGCACGCAUUGUUGAAGUGAAAGGAAAGUGGACAGCUUUAUCCUGUCUGUGGGAUGCACCGACAGAGUCCUUUGUAAAUGCUGGAUUCCGAUUGCGGUGAAAGAAUACCGGCAGCGGGAGAGAGGUUGGAUUUUGGUCUGAGUUGCAGCAAAGCAGAAAGGCUGGCCAGAAGACACAGAUCAAACAUUGGUGGUUUGGACCACAACAGAAAAAAGGGCGUCCACAUCUGCUCCUUCCAUAUCAGGGAGGAAAACCUCCAUUGUUUGGAACAUUAAAAGGAGCAGUGAGCUGCAUUUGUGGCCUGGGUGGGCAGGUGAGAGUUGAGUUGUCGUGACUACUUUGGGUUGCGUGCCCAAGUGUGAGAGGGAAGAGGAAGAGAAAAAGAAGGACGAGGAGGAGGAGUAGGUGGAGGAGGAGAGGAGUAGUGGGCCUGGAGCCCAAACACAAACAGGAUGGCGGAGAAGAAAGUUAGCCUCCCUGCUAAGCUGAUUAAUGGGGGCGUGGCAGGCCUGGUUGGUGUGACAUGUGUAUUUCCUAUUGACCUGGCCAAGACCCGCCUACAGAACCAGCAGGGCGUCCAAGUCUACAAAGGAAUGAUGGACUGCCUGGCAAAGACGGUUCGCUCGGAGGGCUAUUUUGGAUGCUACAGAGGUGCAGCAGUGAACCUCACUCUUGUCACACCAGAAAAAGCCAUCAAGCUGGCUGCCAAUGACAUCUUCAGACAGAAGCUCUCUAAGGACGGGCAUUUGCCCCUGUGGGGAGAGGUACUGGCAGGAUGUGGGGCUGGGACCUGUCAGGUGGUGGUCACCACACCUAUGGAAAUGCUUAAGAUCCAGCUGCAGGAUGCAGGAAGGCUCGCUGCCCAGAGGCCCGUUAAAGCUCCAGCUCAGGCUGCUGCUGCUCCUGGUCCAGCUCCAUCGUUGGUGGCCCCCCCACCAGCACAACCGAAUCCUCCACCUCGGCCCUCAGCCACAGGCAUCACUGUGAAGCUGCUAAAGACUCGUGGACUGGCAGGCCUCUACAGGGGGGCAGGAGCCACCUUAAUGAGGGACGUCCCCUUCUCAAUGAUCUACUUCCCGCUGUUUGCCAACCUUAAUGCACUGGGUCAGGAAAGAGUGGGUAAUGUGGAGGUCCAGGCACCAUUCUGGCAGUCUUUUGUGUCAGGCUGUGCCGCAGGCUCAGUGGCUGCUGUGGCUGUAACACCACUGGAUGUUAUAAAGACUCGUCUGCAGACCUUGCAAAAAGGUGAGGGGGAGGACACAUACAGAGGAAUUAUUGACUGCACACGGCGCAUCAUGAGGCGGGAGGGCCCAGCAGCAUUUCUGAAGGGUGCAACGUGUCGUGCUCUGGUCAUAGCUCCUCUUUUUGGCAUUGCACAGGGUGUCUACUUUCUUGGGGUAGGGGAGACGCUGCUAGGUUUGCUGGAAUAGCAGUGCAUUGGUGGCGGUGGUUGUGUUGUCUGUACAAAUAAUUUACUGCUUUAAUCUGCAGUGAAUGAUAAAUGAGCGAACAGCGGAUACAGAGGGAGGGAAAUACGGCCACUAACCAAAAGAGGAGGAAUGGUUUGAGAUAUGGAGAGGCUCUAUUUACUAAUACGUGGACCAAUGGGUGCACACUAAUCAAGUUUCUCUAGGUUUUUACAUGCUGUCACCAGGGUUCUGUAGGUUAAACAGGGUCCUGUGUAUGUGUGUGACUAAUUUGAGGAUAUGUGUCCCAAGCUGUCUGAGUUAUACCUGUGUGCUUGCUGCAAUAUGCCUGGGGCUGUUCCUUUCACCUGGGCGAGAUUAUUCUGUCUGGUUGCUGAGGGAGAGCUGCUGCAUGUUGUUUGAGGCUGCUAACUAAAAUGCCUACCGACGAAGAACUGUGCAUCAUCCUAUGUAAGUGACAAAUUCCCCUUUUAAUCUUUGUCAAAAGCUUAAUAUUACAGAACAUUUGAGGUCAGAGGUUGGUUUUAAAUCCAAAUCAGUUGGAUUUCAGUGUUUGAUGUGUUGGAAAAGGAGCUUGGUCUCCUUCUGCCUAUCCCCGUUAUGCAUUCCUCCCACUCCAUCCGUGAGGUCGUAAUCUUGGAUUCCUUCACUGGAUUGGAAGGUGCUGCCUACCAGUGUCUCUAAGGUCAUUUGUUAAUCUGAUGGUAAUGCUUUAAUCCCUGUAUUACCGUACAAUAUACCCUAACACACAGCUCACUUCCUGCCUAAAGGCCACAGGUUAGACUGCUGGGCCACUGUCUCGUAGCCUUGACUUCCUCUUCUCCACAGCUUGGAAGGGUUUAAACAAAAACCUGUGAGAAGCCUAGGGCUGUUUUUACUGCUUAGUUACACAUAAAAAUAAGCUUCAACUCGUGCGCACAAUAACAAAAAAAGAAAAAAGAAAAAAGAAAAAAUGCAAUUAAAGCCUUAUCAAUGCUGAUAGUUUCUAAAGCAUCACAACUGUAAGUCUUAAAUGAAUUCAGUGGAAUUGAUGGCGUUGAAACAUUGAUUUGGUACUUGAGUCCAACUUAGCGAGGACAAUUAUACUUGUUAGACCCAUGGAGGGAGUAUGGCACCUUGUUCUGCCAACUGUUUGCCAUUACUUAAGUCCACUGGGUGGCACUAAAGCUUUUCCUUUUUUUCUCUUUUUUUUUUUUUUACACAUUUUUAAUGCAAGACACAUUUUGAUGUGGCUAGUGUACCUAGGCUACUACAUUUUCCUCAUUGUAGAGUGAACAUAGCCUGAGUAAACUGUUUGUUUACAAGCUGUAAAUAAAGAUGUCUCAUACAUGCUGAUUUCUCCGUGUCACACACAUUUAUUUCUUUGGUUGUUGUACAUUAAGUGCUUCAGAACAAUUCUAAGGGUUGGCUGUUCGCGCACACACACACACACACACACACACUUAGACAGACAUCAUUAUAAUAUUAUUGUCAUUCAGCUGUACAUUCACAAUGUACAUUUGAGCGACAUUUCAUUGCAUAGGCUCAGAAUAAAAACAACACACACACACACCUCGUCAAAAGUCAAACUGUAAAAAAAAAAAACACUGAUUUAGUAAACAUACCAGACAAUCUACCUCAUUAUAGACAAUAGUCUACAAAAAUGUAGACAAGGUAUGUCAAUGUGUAUCUUUGCUGACCUAUAUAUGAUAUUUGAUUACUGUAAUCAAGUAGUAGAGCAACAGGUUUCCAAAAACAACUGAAAGAAUACAUAUUUGCAAUGUCAUUGCAAUUUAAAAGCAGUCCUUUAGACAACCCCUGAUGGCAAAAUGGGACGUAAACACAAGUAAAAAUGCACAUGUUGAAUUAUUAUUCUGUUCAUUAGUACAAAAAAAAAA